Molecule: messenger RNA, 417 nt
Organism: Malassezia globosa CBS 7966
Lineage: Eukaryota; Fungi; Basidiomycota; Malasseziomycetes; Malasseziales; Malasseziaceae
Exons: 1
Coding region: 1-417 (138 amino acids)
Biological process (GO): ribosomal large subunit biogenesis
Cellular component (GO): nucleolus
Source: RefSeq, a predicted model, not a curated record
AUGAAACGUAAUCCACGCAAAGUGCGUUGGACCAAGGCAUUCCGGAAGGCUGCUGGCAAGGAAAUGACGGUGGACUCGACACUAGAGUUUGAAAAGAGACGCAACGUCCCUGUCCGAUAUGACCGUGAACUUGUGACUGCGACGCUGAAUGCCAUGCAGCGUAUCCAAGAAAUCAAAGCCCGCCGCGAGCGCGCCUUUUACCGCGCACGGAUGGCUAAGGCUGCUGGUGGCAAUGUCAAAGCGAAGGCCAAAGAAGUUGACCGUCUUGCUGUACAUCGUAAUCAACAUUUGCGCCGUGCAAUCCAGGCAGAUGCUGCCAAAGCCGAGCGCCAAAAAGUCAAAGUUGCAGCGCGUAAGAGUGCGUUGGUGAGCGCUGGUGACGAUGGAAUGGCGAUGGGUAUGCAGACUGAUGAGUAG